Molecule: messenger RNA, 1452 nt
Organism: Microthlaspi erraticum
Lineage: Eukaryota; Viridiplantae; Streptophyta; Magnoliopsida; Brassicales; Brassicaceae
Source: the annotation of a GenBank genome assembly
AUGGAUCGUAUCAGCAAUCUACCAGACGAGGUUCUGUGUCAUAUCUUGUCUCUUCUCCCAACAAAGGACUCUGCUUUAACAUCGGCGCUCUCAAAGAGAUGGCUCAAUCUCUGGAAACUCGUUCCUCAUCCGGAAAAAGGUAAAGGAGAAAGGGACGAAAUUCGACAGAGCUUCGUCGAUUUCGUGGACAGUGUCCUCGCUAGGCAGGGUGAUUCCCCCGUAGAGAAAUUCACCCUCAAGUGUAUAACUGGUAUCCAUCCAGAUAUCGUGAACCGUUGGAUACGCAACGUGGUGCAGCGUGGUGUUUCGGACCUUACUCUAAACACUGAUUUUUCCUACACGAACACCGACGAAGAUGGCUAUCGUCUGCCUGAAGAGAUGUUCUGUAGUAAGACACUGGUUACGCUUAGGUUGAGAAGUGAAAACUGCGUUGAUUGGUGGCAUCCAGAUAUGGGCUCUUCACUACCAAUGCUUAAGAAACUCGACAUCAACUCUGAGGUUAUAUUCUGUGGUGAGAUUGAGGAGUUUGUUCCUUCUUUCCCUGCGCUUGAGGAUUUGCGAAUGUCUAACAUGGAGUGGCCGGAGUUGGAUGUAACCGUGUCGAGUGAAAGCAUCAGGAAGCUGAGUCUCCACGGGACCGGUUGUGAACCGAUGAAGUUCUGGCAAAAUCCAAAGAGCUUUUCUUUUGAUACACCGAGUCUGCUUUCCUUGAACUACUCUGAGUUGGUUGCGGAAGAUUAUCCAGUGGUUAAUAUGGAGAAUUUGUUGGAGGCUCGGAUCAACCUUAUAGUGACUGAUGGUCAGAUCAAGCGGUUGAGAGGGACACUUGAUGAUGAUGAGGAGUUAAAGGAUGGUGAAGCUGAGGAAGGUGAUGUUGUUCUCCAUUUUGGCAAUGUGGUGAAGCUCAUGUAUGGCAUACGCAAUGUUCGGAAACUUUGCUUGCCUGCUGAUACUCUCGAGGUGCUUUCUCAAUGCUGUGAAUCGAUGCCUGUGUUCAACAACAUCAUAUUCUUAGGUGUUACGAGUGAGCCGAAUCGUGUGUGGCAAGCAAUGCCUGGUCUUCUAAGGAACUGUCCACAUUUGGAAACUAUAAUCUUUCAGGGUCUUUUGCAUCAUGUCACAGAUAAAUGUGGAGACGCUUGUCCCUGUAUAUCUUGGGAGGACAAAGGUCGUUCACUGACAUCUUGUCCGGUGAAAAUGAUAGAGAUUCAAGGGUUUCGAGGAACAAUGAAAGAGAUGACCAUGAUUAAGCACUUCUUGGACUAUCUUCCUUGUUUGAAGUUGAUGAAGAUCUAUAUUGAAGAGCAUGAACCUACACAGCUCAGAAACCGUGAAGUGUCUAACCUUGUAUUGGAGAUGUUUGAACUCUACAACAAGUUAUCGAGUUGCGAUGUCCAGCUCCUGGCGAGUGAUUUCUUGGAUGAGAAGCUUACUGCACAAGGAUAUAUCUGA